AUGACUCGCGGAAUGGAGUUGAAACGAGUAGUCUGCUUGGCGAGGCACGGCGCGCGAAGCUCCCUCUACAAUUUGCCAGAACUGGGACCAGCCAACUGGAAUCAAUCGGGCCUUUAUAAAAUACCCCGCGAUGUUAGCAAGGUAAACGUGAAACUGGCCGGCGUCAACGGUGGACCAGUCACGGCGGGAUUCGACCCUGACGGCGAACACGCCUGCGGCGGUCCUGCUGGAUGGCUGACGAGUAUUGGCUACUUGGGCAACGUCGGCAUCGGGGAAUUUUUGGCGAAGAUGUAUGGGAGAAGAGAAGCAGAAGAUCUGUACGUGCGGAGUACUAAUGUCAAGCGAACAGUUGAGUCAGCCCGGGCGAUCGUCGGCGGACUGACGAAUCAACCCUCAGAAGUAAAGAUAGAAGUUCAAGGAAAGCUUGACGAAGAGUUCCUAACUUACAUGCAUUCCUGCUCCGGCUCACUCCAAAACUACCGCUGGAUGUGGCUUGCAUCGCCUCUUCACGAUCAAAUUAGACCAAUGUGGUCGGAGGCAGUACGUGAGCUUGGAUUACAGAAGAGAACUGAUGGUCGGCCACAGCAUCAGUUGCUUCCUCUUGCUUUGUACGAUGACCUAGCGGCUAGAUUUGCUCACGGAAUCCCAGUCGUCAAUGCCGCUGCUUUCCGAAAGUAUUACCCUCUUAUUGAGCAUCUAUCUCUGGUUACCUGUCUCGGAGUUAAUGGAACCUCGGUCGAAGAGAAAGCGCAUGCCCUGCCCAUCAAGGCCGGACGAAUUCUUGAGUACAUUGUUAAUGAAUUGGAGGCCCCGAUUUCGAUUCUCAGCGCGCACGAUACAACAUUAAUCCCUGUAAUGGAAGCGCUCCUGUUCCGAAUGGCUCCUCAUGAAAAAAGUGAAAUCUUCUAUUUUCCUCCUUUUUCCGCUCAUAUCGUUUUCGAGUUUCACGUGGACGAAACGAAAGACAAAUUUAUUAGAAUCAGAUACAACGAAAAACCUAUCUCUUUCAAAGGAAGAGAGUAUGUUCCACUAGAAGAUUUUCUUGAGACGACAGAAUGGCUUCGCAUGAGCCAGAAGGAGUUUCUUACCUGGAAAGACCAUCCAAUUCCGGAACAUGAGCCCCGCUACUCUCACGAUGAGAUCGCCGAUUUCCAUGCCAAUCCUGAAAACUAUCUCGACAUCUGA
Messenger RNA from Oikopleura dioica, 1185 nucleotides. Lineage: Eukaryota; Metazoa; Chordata; Appendicularia; Copelata; Oikopleuridae. The record is from the annotation of a GenBank genome assembly.